Cooperia oncophora is the source of this 603-nucleotide messenger RNA. The record is from the annotation of a GenBank genome assembly. NCBI's taxonomy places the organism in Eukaryota, Metazoa, Nematoda, Chromadorea, Rhabditida, Trichostrongylidae.
AUGAACGCAGCCGAAGGUUUUAGAGUCAAGCACAGGUUUGAGAAAUUUUUCAGGGCUCUCUAUUCUGCCGUGAUGAAAGAUUGCAAAACUCUCCUAGAGGAAACUGAAGCGAAGUUUCUACAGAGAAAAUGGGAUCUCGAGCAAAUGAUAAGACAAGCGAAUUCCCAGGCUGAGAACAUAAGGCAAGAGGAUGCGGUUAUCAGCGGUAAACUUCGUGAGAGGCAACGUAUGGAAUUAAGAGCCGAACGUCAACGCAAAAGAGAUAGGGACGAUUGGGAAAAGGAUGUAAUAGCCGCGGAGACAGAGAUAGAUCGACUGGAAAAUGAAAAAGAAGUCCUGGAAAACAAGCGUCAUGAGAUCAGCAGCUUGAAAAGGGAUCUGGAAAUUCUUCGGGCAGAAAACGUCGAAUAUUCGAAGGUACUAGCUGAGAAGCAGUUGAAGAUCAGUGAUGCGGUUCUGUCAAGAUUCCAUGUUAUCGUCAGCGAUCUGGACAUGAUGAAGGAGGCACGGGAUUGGAUGAUGAGAACAUUGGAGGAACUUCUCGCUAUGGGCGAUCUCAUUCCGACUGAUUCUCUUCUAGACGAAGGAUUUGAAGAACAUUAA